AGACACUUCUUCUCCUUGUUCACAACCUUCUCAUACCUGCAGAGAGAAUCAGGGUUAACGUGUGUGUUCGGACAUCAGCGCUCUAAGUAUUUUUUAUUUUCUUUUGCAUGUCAUCAUGCGCUGGUUGCUGGCUGGAUGCUGUGGGCUCGCUUUGAUCAACAUCUCAGUGGCCCCAAACCCCGCCGUGCAGAUCACCCAGAAGCCCCGGUUCUACGGUCUGAAAGCCAGAACAAAUUUGUUCUUUUGCUGCCUGUCCUCCCAGAAUGUCCGGUCGGCCGAUGUGAAGUGGUUCAAGACCGACAGGUACGACGACGAGGAUGUAAAGAGCAGACGCCCAUUAGUGGCAGGACGAGGGUUUGAAUAUCAUAACGAAAAUCCGAAACAAAUGUUUCUCGUCCUGCAUGAUGUGCGCAUUGAGGAUAAGGGAGUGUACUUCUGCAAGGUUAACGAAACAUGGGGACCCGGGACUGCACUUCAAGUUGCCAAACCCAUUGACCUUACCCGGGCUCUGUAUAGGACCCAGAUGAAGGAUGGUCUCAUUAUCCUCCAGGGCCUGCUGAUGGCGGUUUGUAUCGCUGCUGUGCUGCUGCGCAAACAAAAACUGUACGAAAAGCAGGACAGCAUAUACGAGGAGCCUGAAACGGAUCACAUCUAUGAGGGUUUGGCGAUUGAGACGUGUGGAGGAGGUCUGUAUGAGGAACUCUCUGUCUACGCCCAGGCUGAUGUAGCUGAGGGAGCUGAGGCCCCAUGGGAGUGAGACCGCCGCACAAUUACAUACUACUUACAAGUUCUUGAUAGAAAAAGUAUGAAUACAUUGUUAAAGGGAGAGUUUGGAUUGUUUGAAGUGGGGUUGUACAGUAUGAGGUACUUAUUGUACAGUAGAUGGCCGCCUCCAUGUCUCAGCUUUGAGAAACAGACAGGAGUGCUGGAGCAAAACAAUGAACUGCUGUGAAUAAGGUCAGCAGAAAAACAUAUUUUAGCCGCCUAAAAAAAUCAAUAUCAGCUGUAUUCUCAAUAUUUGUUAUUGCUCGCUGUUAGACAACCCUCUAUCCGUUAUCUAUGCUCUCCUCAAAGCCACCAGACCAUUCAUUUUACCUUGCAGAACACAGUAGUUACUGGUCUACUGCUGCCUUUAUUGGUUAGUUACUUUGUGAUAUUGUGUGACUUUGUUGUUUCAAAGAAUUAGUUCUGAUUCACCUCAGUCACAUACUAACACAAACAAACUAACCCUAUGGAGACAGCGGUAGACCAGCUACUCCUUUCUUCUGCAAGGUAAAAUUACUGUUUUUGUCAAAGGAGUCUGGUGGAUUUGAAGAGAGCAUAAAUAACGGCCUCAAUUCCCUGAAGGCAAAGUAGAGCAGUGACAAUAUUCCAAAUAUAGCGCACACUUGAACUGAUAUUGAAUAUUUGUUUUGCCGCUUCCGUCCACAGCAGUACAUUACUUUGCUCUGGAGUACUCCUGUCCGUUACUCCACAUCUACUGUAGUAAUAACCUGACUAUGGAUAAACAUUUUGUACAACGCCACUUCAACAAAUCUGAUCUCUACCUUUAAGAGCACUAGAGGAGAUUUCUCAUUUUUCCUCUAGUAACAGUUUGUUUAUAAAUGUGCAACAUCAUAGUUAUUCUAAAACGCUUGCUAUACACACUGUUGAUUUUAUGCUAUGCAGUAACUACGGGGUGAAUAAAUCAGAUGUGAUUUCAAUUGUUUAGAAGUGUAAAGGAAAAAUUCAGCAAUUCAGACUCGAUAGCUGACAUUUUUGGUGCUUCAUGAGGCUUUUUUUUCUUUUUUUAAAUAUAGUGUUGUGUAUUAUUUCAUAAUGACUUCUCUGACUUGAGAGUUUUAUAUCUAUUUUAUCUAAAUGUCAGUGGACUUGUUGUUGUUUGAUUAUAUAAAAAAAUCUGUAUUCUUUUUGUUAAUGUAACAAGAACAAAAACAAUAAAAGUUUUUUUUCAUUUGCU
Molecule: messenger RNA, 1960 nt
Organism: Anoplopoma fimbria (sablefish)
Lineage: Eukaryota; Metazoa; Chordata; Actinopteri; Perciformes; Anoplopomatidae
Gene: cd79b
Product: CD79b molecule, immunoglobulin-associated beta
Exons: 5
Coding region: 116-757 (213 amino acids)
Biological process (GO): B cell differentiation; B cell receptor signaling pathway
Cellular component (GO): B cell receptor complex; external side of plasma membrane
Source: RefSeq, a predicted model, not a curated record